Dreissena polymorpha is the source of this 2871-nucleotide messenger RNA. RefSeq lists its product as uncharacterized. The transcript has 8 exons. Bases 697 to 1149 code for a protein of 150 amino acids. The record is from RefSeq and is a predicted model, not a curated record. Lineage: Eukaryota; Metazoa; Mollusca; Bivalvia; Myida; Dreissenidae.
UAAGUCUGGCAGCUGAAGUGAACAGUCGUGUUUUCUGGAGCUCCAACAAUAUGCUAGAAGGUAAGUAACUAUGUUUGUUUUGCAUUGCAUGUUUUUAUAUGUUUCAGACUUUCAAGCAGAGAUGUCAUGCUGACUGGAGUUGAGCACAGGGCAGUGACAAAGUGAAAGGUAAGUACUUUUGACUGAAUGUUUGUUCUAUGCAUGUUUUGUUUUAAUACAUUUCAGGAGUGCUUAUCCAGUGAUGAUAUGACAGUUGGAGUGAACAGUGGAGCCAAGCAGUCUUGUUUUUGGAGCUACUCAACAAGCCUUGAAGAUGCUGAUGGCAGUAAUGGGUUUUCAAGCUGACCUGAACAGAAAAGCACUCAUAUGGUAAGUACAAAAUAGUUGUUAUAUGGGAUGUUUUGUGCAUGCUUUUAUGUUUCAGGUGUACUUGCUGACAGCGACGAAGACGAAUCAAGAAGAGGAACAUUGUUGAGAAAGUGAUUGGGACUUGAAAACAGGGUAAGUGUAACACUUGUGUUUGUUUAAUUUGUAACAUGCGUGCUUUGCUCUGUUUCAGAUUUCACAUGCAGAAAUUAAACAGGAUUUCAACUGCUGAGACACAAAUCAUCAAAAGUAAGGUAAGUUUUAAUCCAUUGAUUUGAGUUGUACAAUGUGUUCUUUACUUUAUUUCAGAUUCGAGUCACUGGUUUACACAUGGAAGAAGAUUUCCACGUCUGUUACUCAACUCUACAGAAGCAAGUUGAUGUCCAGAUGGCAAGCAGUACAGACGUGUUUCUUGGAGCUGCCAAACAGUGUACUUGUAGUCAGCGACGAAGACGAUUCAAGAAGAGGAACAUUGCUGAGAAAGUGAAUGGGACUUGCAAACAGGAUUCAAGUUUCUGGUGUAGACAGAAAAUGUGUUUGAAGAAGGAAUUCUACUACUGUGAUUCAACUCUACAGAAGCAAGACUUACAUUGCUGUGACUGUUCCACAGUGGGUCAAAAAAGAGACGAAUACAGGUUUCAAGAAGAAAAUUGGCUGUUAAAAACCUGCACAAAAUAUGAGGUAAGUAAACUACUCUUUUGGUUUGUUUUGUGCUUUGUUAUGCUUAACUAUUUUUCAGAUUGGAAUGGUGGGUCGUUACAGAGCAGACUUUUGGACUACUGAGAAGUUGAGAAACAGAGAAUGAUUCAAGAUCAGCUAGGUAAGUCUUGAUUAUUAUGCAUUGCUAAAUGUUUUUUUCAUUCCAGUAUGGCUGUGGUAAGUACACAAACUUUCUAUAAUUUAAUAUUGAACUGUUUUUAUGACCUGUAUUCUGCAUUGUAAAAUGUCUGUUUUUCAUUUCAGUAUCCUGUGGUAAGUACACUAACUUUGUAUAAUUUCAUAUUGAAAUGUUUUGAUGACUUGUAUCCUGCUAUGCAAUGCUUAAUAUAUUUUUCAUUUCAGUGUGGCUGUGGUAAGUACAAUUGCCUUCUUUAAUUUUCAUAUUGAACUGUUUUGAUGAUUUGUAUACUGCUAUGCAAUGCUUAUUGUUUUUUACAUUUCAGUGUGGCUGUGGUAAGUACAAUUGCCUUUCAUAUUGAACUGUUUUGAUGACCUGUAUUUUGCAUUGUAAAAUGUGUUUCUUUUUCAUUUCAGUAUGGCUGUGGUAAGUACACAAACUUUCUUUAAUUUUCAUAUUGAACUGUUUUGAUGACUUGUAUUCUGCUAUACAAAAUGUGCUUUUUUCAAUUUCAGGUCAGCAAUGGUAAGUAUAGUGUGUUUUUUUAUGUAUAAUUUUGUAUACAUAUUGUUUUUUUUCAUCAUAGCAUGUAUUUUAUAUUUAUGCUUUGUGUAAGUAAAAUGUUCAUAAAUCAUUCUUAUCUUCAAACUAAAAAUGUAUUGUGCUAUGCAAAAUGUCUGUAUGAUUUCAGUUGCCAGAGGUGAGUACCAUUACAGUUGAAAAGUUAGUUUUGUUUAGUUAAAGUUUUGGUUCACAGUUCUGUUUGUUAUUUGGCAAAAUUUACAUGUAUGCAUUGAGUCUUGAUUUCAGCUCGAUUGUGGACUGAAGAAGAUUGCCCGCAGAGGGAUUGGAUACAAAAUACAAAGUAAGUACUGAGUUUCUUACUAAAAGUUUUGAGUUGUAUUCAUUGUAUGUUAAUAUGCUAUGAUUGCUAUGAACAUGACUUUUGUAUUUCAGCGAAGACAACAUAGGUAAGUAAAAUUGUUAUCUGUUUCAUGUUUACUGUUACAGUUCAAUAUUGUGUUUAUAAAUUGUAAGUUGUACAAACACAUUCAAAAGUUUCUAAUCAUGCUUUCGAUUUCAUUUCAGCUUUACUGCUAGACGAGUGUUCUCUACUACUUGACGAGUCAGCUUUACUACCAGGCGAGCAGUGACAACAAGGCGCCUUUGUGGAAACAACACAACAAAAAACUGUACUGCUAGACGAGCAGUGACAGAAAGGCGCCUGAACAUGCAACACAAAACAAAAAAUGCCAAUAUACAAACCUUGAUGUGAACACCGAGUAGUCAAUGCAUACGUGUGGCGUACAGCUGCGACAAAACCGUGGGUCCAUCGCACCGAUAACUCGAACAUUGGACCGCGUAUGGACAUCAGUGCAACUUUGUGAAUCCAUGUAACUUUGUGAAUCCAUGUAACAUUGCGAAUAUGUGUCGAUCGAAAAAUGUGUACAUUCUGCACUGAAACGAACUCGGUGUUGCAAGUGGCAAGUGUUGACAGUGUGUAUGUUUAUGUUUAUGUUUUUACAUGAAAACUAAAGGAGAUUGUUCUCCUACCUUUUUUUUCCUUGUUUUAUUGCGCUGGCCAGCAAUAUUGAUGUAUGUGUUUGUGUUUAAACUAUGCAAUACCAAAAUCAAACAAAAAUAAACAUUAACAGUCAUUAACUGUG